This is a messenger RNA of Papilio polytes (common Mormon), 1634 nucleotides long. Its product is annotated as tRNA (guanine(37)-N1)-methyltransferase. NCBI's taxonomy places the organism in Eukaryota, Metazoa, Arthropoda, Insecta, Lepidoptera, Papilionidae. Bases 97 to 1410 code for a protein of 437 amino acids. The record is from RefSeq and is a predicted model, not a curated record. Gene Ontology annotation, biological process: tRNA N1-guanine methylation; mitochondrial tRNA methylation. The transcript has a single exon. Gene Ontology annotation, cellular component: cytoplasm; mitochondrial matrix.
GGUUAGUAUUAGUGUUGAAAAUUUCUUCGACAUAGUUGCUUACUUAUUUACUUUCAUCAAUCAUAUUUAUGUUGUUUUCGUUUUGUUUUGUAAAAAAUGACACCUGUUCUACCUGUUGCUUUAUUACCUAUCGGUGUCCGGGGUAUGAAAGUGCUUAAUCGUCAGAAAUUCUUGCGUAAUGUGGUGGUGCCAAUACUAAAAGUGAGCGAUGAAAAGGUAUCUAAAGUGACUCCUAUUUGUAAGAAUUACCUCUUGAAACUCGAUAGUUUCAAGCCUGUACAAACUCUGAAGCCAAAUUCUGAAAAUUCACACAAGAUUAUACAUUUAAACCCUGAAAAAAUUAGUCAAUGGAUGGAUUUCCAAGAUUCAGAACGUGAAAUUCUUCAGAAAUGUGGAAUUACAGAAAAAGAUUUCGAUUCAAAAGAGAUACAAAUAACAUAUGAAAAUUUUAAAUAUGAUGCUAUUUUCAAAGCGGUACUACCUGAAAAUGAAGACACUGUAAGUGGAUUUUCUCAAAUAGGUCACAUUAUACAUUUAAAUUUGCGAGAUCAUCUUUUGGAUUACAAGCAACUUAUCGGUGAAGUACUGAUAGACAAAAUUAAAACAUGCAGUACGGUUGUUAAUAAAAAUAACAUCAUUGAUAACACAUAUAGAAAUUUUAGCAUGGAAAUUAUCGCCGGAGAGGAAAACUACAUAGUUUCAGUAAAAGAAAACAAUUGUAACUUUAGAUUUGAUUUCUCCAAAGUAUAUUGGAAUCCACGUUUAAGUAAAGAACAUGAAAGAAUAUUGGAAUACUUGAAACCAGGAGAUGUUUUAUUUGAUGUAUUCUGUGGAGUUGGUCCCUUUUCCAUACCAGCGGCGAAAAGAAAGUGUAAAGUAUUUGCUAAUGAUUUAAACCCAGAUUCAUUUACAUGGUUAAAGUUUAACGCUAAGCAAAACAAAGUUGAUACAAAACUUUUUAAAUCAUACAAUAUGGAUGGCAAAGAUUUUAUAUGCAAAACUUUUAAAGAUUUUGUAAUUGAGUUGUGUAAAGGAGAAGUGCAGAAGGAAUUCAAAAUACAUGUAACAAUGAAUCUACCAGCAAUGGCUGUGGAGUUUUUAAAACAUUUUAAAGGAUUAUUGGAAGAUAAAUCCCUUAUGGAGAAAUUUCAUUAUGAAAUUAUUGUUUAUGUGUACUGCUUUGUAAUUGGUGAUGACCCAUAUAAAAAUGCUGAAGAACUGGUGAAGGAAAACAUUGGUUGUCAAAUAGAUAAUUUACAUAUUUUUUAUGUGAGAAAUGUAUCUCCUAAGAAAGAAAUGAUGCGAGUAAAAUUCAAUCUAACUAAAAGUAUAAUAUUUGGUGAAAUACAAGAAUUGGAAUGUGAACCUCCCCAAAAGAAAAUAUGCAUAGAAAAAGAUAUUACAGAUUGAAAAAAAAUUAAGGAAGCAUUAAUUAAUGUGGAGUCUGUACAACUAUUACAGUGUUUUCUGUAUUCUGCAGGUAUAUAAGUGAAAAUCUGUUAUGAUUUAUAUUUUUUUAAAUAAAUAAGGUAUAAAGGAAUCUUAAAGUUUCAUUAACAACACCUUAAUAUAAAUAUCUAAUUAAAAAGUUGUUAGUAAAACAUUCAAAUCAUACUAAUAUUAUAAAUGUGAAA